UCCUUCCCAUUCCCAUUCCCACUCCCUUACCCACUCUGCCCCACCACCUGAACAAAAAAAAAACAAAUACAAAAAAAAAAAAAAAAAACAAAAGCAAAAAACACUCACUCGCCUACCUCGAGCUGAUCUCAUGCUCAGGCUCGGCCUCUGCCCGACGGAUUAUCCAGAUUUUUUCCACAAGUCUAGAAGCAUCUUGUCGCCCAGCUUUGACCAUGACAUCUUGACAACUCACGCAGCAUCACAUCAAUCCUUUCGAUCUCACCUCUUCCUCAACCAUCUUCAUUCUCACAGCCCUGGCCUACGUUCCGUUGUCUAUCAGCAGAAGCGGCAGCACCACCACCAUCACCACCACCACAAUCAUCAUCGUCGUCAUCAUCAUCGAAACACCCAGGUGUCGCGCGGCCCUUCCGACUUCUACCGUCUCAUCCUGUCGACCAGCGUCUCGCCAUCAUCUUCUCACCGAGGGAGUUGGAGAAGGAACAGGCAGAAACCUAGGCCACCCCUCCCCAGCACCAGAUCGAGCCGAUUGCGAGCGUCAAACCACCACCACCACCACCACCCACCACCACCAUCACCUCCACCUACACCACCUCCACCUCCACCACAUCCCGCAUUUCCCAGUCCCAGCGCAGAGAAAGAAUCAGCGUGAAAACCGAAAAAGAAGAAAAGAAAAAAAUAGCAGAAAGUGAAAGUGAAACGUGGACCCUCCAGACAGAACUGAGGAGGCCCCAUCUCAAUCGUCGUCAUCCCGCAUUUCCCUUUUCCCUCAUACGAUGUGCACGAUACGAUACGUAGCCGUGAGCGAGCGAGAGACGAGACGAGACGAUACGGGGUCGUAGGGGAGUCGGGGGUUGAGG
Messenger RNA from Tricharina praecox, 857 nucleotides. RefSeq lists its product as uncharacterized. The coding region runs from base 131 to 649 and encodes 172 amino acids. The transcript has a single exon. NCBI's taxonomy places the organism in Eukaryota, Fungi, Ascomycota, Pezizomycetes, Pezizales, Pyronemataceae. The record is from RefSeq and is a predicted model, not a curated record.